Endocarpon pusillum Z07020 is the source of this 489-nucleotide messenger RNA. RefSeq lists its product as uncharacterized. NCBI's taxonomy places the organism in Eukaryota, Fungi, Ascomycota, Eurotiomycetes, Verrucariales, Verrucariaceae. The coding region runs from base 1 to 489 and encodes 162 amino acids. The record is from RefSeq and is a predicted model, not a curated record. Gene Ontology annotation, biological process: mRNA splicing, via spliceosome. The transcript has 3 exons. Gene Ontology annotation, cellular component: spliceosomal complex; nucleus.
AUGCCCGCCAUCCGCAGCACAGGCCGCAACCGCAAACCCCCACCGGCCGGCUUCGAAGACAUCGAAGACACGCUCCUCGAAUUCUCCAACAAGAUGAAAGACGCGCAAUCCGCACCGCACGAGGGCAAAAAGAAACACGAAACCCUCUGGCCCAUCAUGCAGAUCUCGCAUCAACCGCUGUACGAGUACCUGUUGAAGAACAACUACGCCGACGCCGCGCUGAUCGCGAAGUGGAAGAAGCAGGGCUACGAGAAGCUGUGCUGUGUCAAGUGCAUCCAGACCAAGGAGACCAAUUUCAGCAGCACGUGUAUCUGUCGCGUGCCCAAGGCGACGUUGGAGAGGGCGGAGGGCGAGGCUGGUGCUGGUGCUGGUGCUGAUGGAGAGGAUGCGACAGCUACAGGAGGUGCAGGAGGAGGAGGAGAAACUAAAAACGAGCAGAAGCUCUUCGAAGACGCCAAGAACAAAGGAAACCAUGAAGAACGAGUGUGA